This is a messenger RNA of Mesoplodon densirostris (Blainville's beaked whale), 1125 nucleotides long. RefSeq names its product eukaryotic translation initiation factor 4E (gene EIF4E). The record is from RefSeq and is a predicted model, not a curated record. Gene Ontology annotation, biological process: translational initiation. Gene Ontology annotation, cellular component: eukaryotic translation initiation factor 4F complex; cytoplasm. Gene Ontology annotation, molecular function: RNA 7-methylguanosine cap binding; translation initiation factor activity. Lineage: Eukaryota; Metazoa; Chordata; Mammalia; Artiodactyla; Ziphiidae.
AUGCGCGGUGAGAACCGGCCCCUCAACGCGGGGCCCCAGCGCGGCCGAGCGACCCAGGGCAAGUCCGCUUCCGCCCCCAGCCCACAUGGCCGCGGCCGCCCGCGCCCGUACCCAGCGUGCGCCCCGCGCGGCGUCCCCCGGAGGAGAGAGGGGGCGGCGGCGCUUCAGACUGUGGAGAGGAGGAAGCGCGGCCGGCGCGACCGCGGGGGGAAGAGGAGGAGAGCGGUUGUGCGAUCAGAUCGAUCUAAGAUGGCGACUGUGGAACCGGAAACCACCCCUACUCCUAAUCCCCCACCUACAGAAGAAGAGAAAACAGAAUCUAAUCAGGAGGUUGCUAACCCAGAACACUAUAUUAAACAUCCUUUACAGAACAGAUGGGCACUCUGGUUUUUUAAAAAUGAUAAAAGCAAAACUUGGCAAGCAAACCUUCGGCUGAUCUCUAAGUUUGAUACUGUUGAAGACUUUUGGGCUCUGUACAACCAUAUCCAGUUGUCUAGUAAUUUAAUGCCUGGCUGUGACUAUUCACUUUUUAAGGAUGGUAUUGAGCCUAUGUGGGAAGAUGAGAAAAACAAACGAGGAGGACGAUGGCUAAUUACAUUGAACAAACAGCAGAGACGAAGUGACCUCGAUCGCUUUUGGCUAGAGACACUGCUGUGCCUUAUUGGAGAGUCUUUUGAUGACUACAGUGAUGAUGUAUGUGGAGCUGUGGUUAAUGUUAGAGCUAAAGGUGAUAAAAUAGCAAUAUGGACUACUGAAUGUGAAAACAGAGAAGCAGUUACACAUAUAGGGAGGGUAUACAAGGAAAGGUUAGGACUUCCUCCAAAGAUAGUGAUUGGUUAUCAGUCCCAUGCAGACACAGCUACUAAGAGCGGCUCCACCACUAAAAAUAGGUUUGUUGUUUAAGAAGACACCUUCUGAGUAUUCUCAUAGGAGACUGCGUCAAGCAAUCGAGAUUUGGGAGCUGAACCAAAGCCUCUUCAAAAGCAGAGUGGACUGCGUUUAAAUUUGAUUUCCAUCUAAAUGUUGCUAAGAUAUAAGAGAAGUCUCAUUCGCCUUUGUCUUGUACUUCUGUGUUCAUAGUUUUUUUUUUUUUUUUUUUUUUUUUAAUUUUGGCUAGAGUGUCCA